Molecule: messenger RNA, 3096 nt
Organism: Myzus persicae (green peach aphid)
Lineage: Eukaryota; Metazoa; Arthropoda; Insecta; Hemiptera; Aphididae
Product: aminopeptidase N-like
Exons: 12
Coding region: 1-2928 (975 amino acids)
Biological process (GO): proteolysis; peptide catabolic process
Cellular component (GO): cytoplasm
Molecular function (GO): peptide binding; metalloaminopeptidase activity; zinc ion binding
Source: RefSeq, a predicted model, not a curated record
AUGAUGUUUAAGCUCGUCGCGGUCCUAUCAGCGGCGCUGCUAUGCGUCCUGGUUCGUGGACAAGCAGAUCCCGACGACCAGAAGAUGGACGUGUUUCGGUUGCCAGAAGAUACGAGGCCCCUGUCGUACGAUUUGUGGUUUGCUCCAAACAUUAGUAACUCUUCGUUCGAAGGCCGUGCCAAAAUAGUAGUGGAAAUUAUAAAACCAGACACCGACAAGGUAACGCUCAACUUCAAUGGGCUUUCGGUGACUAGCGUGUUGGUAACGGAUGUCACGAAUCCUAAGUUACCCAGGGACAUGGUGGUUACCGGGAUCAAUUACCUGACCAAAAACGAACAAUUCGAAAUCCGUUUACAAAGAAUCGUACCCAUUAAUAAACAGCUGCUAUUGACCAUGAAUUACACUGGGCGCAUCCGGGACGACAUGAUUGGUCUGUACAAGAGUUCGUAUGUUGAAGACGGAGUGACAAAGUGGUUGGCCGUGACGCAAUUCGAAGCGAGGUCCGCGAGGAUGGCAUUCCCGUGCUACGACGAACCGAUGUACAAGGCCAAGUUCAACAUAUCGGUGGUGAAGCAAAAGAAUCAGACGGCAUUGUCCAAUAUGCCAAUUGUAAGAACCGAAGAAGGUCCAGAAAAUACCACGGUUAACUUCAGUGAAACUCCGCUGAUGUCUACUUACUUAGCUGCCAUUUAUGUGGGUCAAUUCGUGCCAAAUCAAAAUGAUUCAAAAAUAACAAUUUACACACACGAAACAGUUAAGGAUCAAACUGAAUAUGUAGCCACCGAAGCACCAAAACACCUUAAAGCGCUGGAGGAGUACACGGGCAUCAAUUACAUGCUUCCCAAAAUGGAUCUGUUGGCAAUACCCGAUUUCCGUGCCGGAGCAAUGGAAAACUGGGGAUUGAACACUUACAGGGAGUUCUAUCUGCUCUUGUCAAAUGAUUCAAAAACGAGAUCAAAAAUCCGGGCGUCAGAAGUUGUGCAACAUGAGUUCACGCAUCAAUGGUUCGGCAACCUAGUCACCUGUAAGUGGUGGGAUUACACAUGGCUUAACGAGGGUUUCGCGAGGUACUUCCAAUACUUCGCCACCGGCAUGGUGAGGACCAGUUGGCUGAUGGAAGAACUGUUCGUUGUCGAAACUAAUCAGAAUUCAUUGGGCUACGAUCAGACUCCCAGACAUCCGAUAACUUCGUCCGUGAAUACCCCAGAAGAGAUUGAUAAUGUAUUUGAUACUAUAACGUAUGGCAAGGCGGCGUCGGUUCUGAGAAUGUUGAAAUACGUGGUGUCCGAAAAUUUGUUCCAAUUGUCCCUUCAAAAUUAUUUGAGUAAAUUUAGUUAUAGUGCAGCAGAUCCUGGAGAUCUGUAUUCAUCAUUUGACAAUAUAUUAUACGACCAUGAUUAUGAUGUUGGGAAUGGAUUGACUGUAAGCGAAUUUAUGUCAAAUUGGACAUUACAAUCGGGAUAUCCAGUUUUGAAUGUUACGAGAAAUGCAACUACAAAAUUAUUUUUCGUGACUCAAGCUCGAUUUUACGUAAACCAGUCCGAAGCAAUCGCCAACGAAACGGCGGCAUGGCACAUUUGUCUCACGUACACAACCGAUGUGAGCAAAAAUUUCACUUACAACAGUUCGUCUGUUUGGACGAACAAAGAAUCGGCCUUGACUGUUUUUGAAGGCCCUGCAGAAAAUAUAAGCUGGUACAUUUUCAACCCUCAGUCAAUCGGUUUUUACAGAGUGAACUACGAAGUCGACAACUGGAUGGCGCUGAUCCAGCAGCUGAACCGUACACCCACCGAUAUCCAUGUGCUCAACCGAGCCCAGCUGAUAGACGACGCUUUCAAUUUGGCGAGGUCAGGCCAAUUGGACUAUUCGGUGCCAUUGCACUUGUCCAAAUAUCUGAAGAAUGAAAACAACACAACCCCGUGGUAUUCGGCGAUGAACGGCUUCUCGUACUUGUUAGAACGCAUGCCUCGUAGCGGCGAUGAAUACGAAGACUUCAAGUCUCACGUUAGCAGUUUGGCCGGAACCAUAUACAAAAAGCUAGAAGACCUAGUGUCGAACGGAAACACUGAGUUUAGAGUGUUGAGUGCUUGGGAAACGUUCUCGACGUGGGCUUGUAGGUUGGAGAACAAGUACUGUACGACGAAAGCACAGGAAUACUUCAAUAAAUGGCAAGCCGGAGAGAAAAUACCUGCUGAUAUCAAGGACGCGGCAUUCUGCAUUGGAGUGAAGAACAGCAAAGGUCCAACGGUCUUUGACAACAUGUUAGCGUUGUAUAACAGCACUAACUCAAUUUCGGAAAAAUCCUCCGUCGAGUCCGCUUUAGGAUGUUCUACCAACAAGACACAAUUGUCUCAGUACAUAAAUCAUAUACUAGACGGACCCAACGGACUGAUCAAAACAAAAGACAUGAGAUCCGUCGUGUCUGCAAUAUCAGUGACUCCAUUGGGUCUCGAUGUGUUAUACGAAUUUAUGUCAGUCAACAUAAACACAACUAUGGAUCAGCUACCUAAUGGUGAAGAUAUCAUUACAUUUAUAUAUUCAACUCUUGCUUCCAAAAUGACAGACGACGAUCAAAUCGAAAAGAUAAAAAAUUUCAAGAACAAUUCUACUCUUCGAGCCUCCGUACGACCUACGUUCGAAAACUCGUACAAAGUGGUCGAAUACAACUUGGAAUGGUUCAACAGUUAUUCUGAUGGAAUUAACCAAUGGGCGUCACAGUACGGAGAAAAGGAACCAGAGAUAGAAACCACUACAUUAACGCCACCACCAGUCACGGCCGCACCAACUGGUAGAACUGUUUCUCCUGUGACGAGUAGGCUACCGACCACUACAUCAGCACCGUCUAGUGCAACUCUGAAUGCGUACAGCAGUCUUGUGAUUUUACAACUUACGGUCUUUGCAGUAUUCAUAAAAACGUACUUGUUGUAAAAUUGAAUGAGAAAAUAAUAAUUUAUGAUUGAAUUGUAUUAAUGUUGUGUUAAAUAUUACAAAGAUUAUAUUAUGUAUAACAAUUGUAAUUAUUUCUUAAACCUAUAACGUUUAACAUAUGUCCAGUUAGUGUGAUAAUUUUAAAUAAAUGUGAAAGGUGUUAACUUA